GAAAAAACAAAUGCAGAUUCGUCCUAGUGAGCCGAAGACCGGGAACGUGGAGGAGAGCUGUCCGCCAGGCCGGCAGAGGGCGCCGAGGCGGUGUAGGCGGGGCUGAUGAGGCUGCAGGGAGUCGGGGCUCUAAUUGGGCCAAGUGCCUCGGCAGUCUAUCCAAUCAGUAACCUCCGCGUUGUUGGUGCGCGCGGCCUCCCGCUGAAAUUUGAAAUGGCUGGCGUGUUGCCGGCGGGUGGCGGUCGGCAGUCAGAAGCCAUGGCGUCGCGGCGAGGCGGCUGGGUGGCCCAGGAGGAGCCGGCGCCCUUGGAGAAAGGUUUGUUCCAAGAUGAAGACUCAUGCAGUGACUGUAGCUACCGUGCAGUAAUUAGUUCACAAAGUUUUGUACUAGAAGGAAAAAUUCCUUUCCCAGAAAUUUUCCAAACAAGUCAACUUUUGUUCUAUGAGCGAUUCAGUGCCUAUCAAGAUUACAUUUUAGCUGACUGCAAGGCCUCUGAGGUAAAGGAAUUCACAGCUGAGUUUUUGGAGAAGGUCCUUGAACCAUCUGGAUGGCGGGCAGUCUGGCACACUAGUGUGUUCAAAGUGCUGGUUGAGAUCACAGAUGUGGACUUUUCAGCCUUGAAGGCAGUGGUGAGACUUGCUGAACCACACCUCUGUGAGUCUCAAGUGAGCACCUUUACCUUGGAGUGUGUGAAAGAGCUCCUCAAUCUGAAGGAGCAUCAGCUGCCCCUGCAGGAGCUGUGGGUGGUAUAUGAUGAUUCUGGAGUAUUUGACCAGACAGCACUUGCAAUCGAGCAUGUCAGAUUUUUCUACCAAAACAUUUGGAGGAGUUGGGAUGAAGAGGAGGAGGAUGAGUACGAUUAUUUUGUCAGAUGUGUUGAGCCUCGUUUGAGAUUGCAUUAUGACAUUCUUGAAGACCGUGUUCCCUCAGGACUUGUUGUUGACUACCGCAAUCUAUUGUCUCAGUGUGAGGAGAGUUACAGGAAAUUUUUAAAUCUGAGAAGCAGUUUAUCAAAUUGUAACUCUGACUCCGAGCAGGAGAAUAUCUCCAUGGUGGAAGGGUUAAAACUGUAUUCUGAGAUGGAACAGCUGAAACAAAAGCUAAAGCUCAUCGAGAAUCCUUUGUUGAGGUACGUAUUUGGUUAUCAGAAGAAUUCUAAUAUACAAGCAAAAGGCGUUCGUCCAGGUGGUCAGAAGGUCACCCAUGUGGUCUCUUCUGCCAUGAGGACCGGCCUGCUGAGGGCCCUGCUCAGCGACAGGCUCUGCCAGGAGCCUUAUGAGGAAACAGAAAUUCAGUUCCAUAGGGAUCCGUUGUCUGCUAUAAAUGCCUGCUAUGAAGGUGACACUGUUAUUGUUUGUCCUGGCCAGUACAUGGUACAUGGCACGUUCUCCAUUGCUGACUCCAUUGAGUUGGAAGGAUAUGGUCUACCGGAUGAUAUUGUGAUAGAAAAGAGGGGCAAAGGUGACACUUUUGUGGAUUGCACAGGUGCAGAUAUUAAAAUCUCAUGCAUAAAAUUUGUUCAGCAUGACGCUGUAGAAGGAAUCUUAAUCAUUCAUAGUGGUAAGACUACGUUGGAGAACUGUGUUCUGCAGUGUGAAACCACAGGAGUCACAGUGAGAACGUCUGCAGAAUUUUUAAUGAAGAACUCGGAUUUAUAUGGUGCCAAGGGUGCUGGUAUAGAAAUAUAUCCUGGGAGUAAGUGUAUCCUGACCGACAAUGAGAUCCAUCACUGCAAGGAAGGUAUCCUCAUUAAGGACUUUUUAGAUGAACAUUAUGACAUUCCCAAAAUAUCCAUGGUGAAUAAUAUCAUACAUAAUAAUGAAGGUUAUGGUGUUGUCUUGGUGAAACCUACAAUUUUCUCUGACCUGCAAGAAAAUGCCCAAGAUGAAACUGAAGGAAAUAGAGCACUUAGACUUCAGACGAGUGGAGAGGCGGAUGUAGCUGGAAGAGUGGGUCUGGAAGAGCUAGUUCAAUGUGCAGCUGGUCAAAUGGAGCUUCAUGAGAGAUCCGACCUUUCUGAGACAGUCGGGGGAAAUUGUGAAAUUAUAAAUGAACUAGUUGCUGCCUCUACGCAAAAAGGCCACAUGAAGAAGAAAAGGCUGAGUGAGCUGGGGAUCACACAGGCUGAUGAGAACCUCAUGUCACAGGAGAUGUUUGUCAGAAUUGUGGAGAAUCAGUUCAGAUGGAAUGGGAAAGGAAGUUUUGGGACAUUUCUUUUCUAAUCACAAUGAUGUCAAUAGACAGCAAAAUACUGGAGUUUGCACAUGCUGCCCUGGGAAUCACUGCUGCCAUUGUAGUCUGCUUCAUGUACUGAUUGGGCUUGAGUAAAUGUAGACUUAUUGCUAUUUGCAGGUGUUGCAUACAAAGCACUUCUUUAUCAGAAAGAUCAUAAAAAUACAUAAGCUGGAAAAUAUUUGGAGAUUUCUUGUCUGAAAGCCUUGCUUUCUUAAACACAGUUCUCUCAUAUUACACCUGUUAGUAACUUUCUAGUGUAAUUACACUUCACUUCAGAGAGGAGGAAGCAAGGCAGAGAAUGCAGGGCAGUGGGUACAAAUGCAGCAGGCCUUAUAGGUGCAGUGUUCCUUUUAGAGUUGUCUGUUUGUCCUGAUUACAGCAGGUCUGGUUUCUGUGCUUGUUUGCACAAUACUUACCUUAAGUUUUUGUGAUAGAGAAGUUAUCUGCCUCAUCAGACUUAUUAUUGAGGAUCCGAGAGGGAUGCAUUUGUAUGGUGAACUGUGCAAUCAUCUAAAUAGCAAUAAAUGGCAUAGUGGCUUUGAAACAGACAUGAAGGGAGUUGUUCAGAGCUGAUGUGUGUGGAGAGCAUUUUCACUAUUGCUGAAUGUGAAUGAUCAGAAAAAGGAUAUUUUUCUAUCACUGUAACAACAAUAUUCUGAUAUUUCUUACACAAUUAAAAUGAUCACCUAUAUAACCCAUAUCAGCUAUGUUUUCUUGGUAUUAUAUUGUAAAACAUAGCUUUAAAAAAUGUUUAUAACAGAGUAUAUGUGACAUUAAUAUGCCUAAUAAUUAAA
Nycticebus coucang (slow loris) is the source of this 3030-nucleotide messenger RNA. It is a transcript of the gene SHCBP1, whose product is annotated as SHC binding and spindle associated 1. Gene Ontology annotation, biological process: fibroblast growth factor receptor signaling pathway. The transcript has 14 exons. The record is from RefSeq and is a predicted model, not a curated record. Bases 106 to 2223 code for a protein of 705 amino acids. NCBI's taxonomy places the organism in Eukaryota, Metazoa, Chordata, Mammalia, Primates, Lorisidae.